CAGGGGACCAGUGGCCGCCGGAAAUUAAUAAUUAUUGAUAAUUGUUAAUUGUUAACUAAAUAAAGGGAUUAUAACUAGACGGAAUUGUCAGCUGGCAAGUGGCACGUCAAGCAUAACCUGUCACUCAGUGAAAAGAUCAUAGUGUUGUGCUGUCAUCACAAAUUUCCAAAUGUCUGGAAAAAAUCGAUAAAAUUAUUAACAAACAAUUUAAUCAACAAUUCUCAAGAAGAAUGUCGGAGCUUCCACCGGAGCUGCUGGCUAGACCCCUAGCCCUAAUCGGUAUCACAGGUCUAGAUCUCUCAAACACGACCCACCGUUCAAUCUGGGACGCCUUCCAAAGCAAUCGCCGUCCAGACAACACCUCAGUCCACUUCAAACACCUUCCCCUAAGCCCAACCUUUCCCACUCCAAAACCUAAACGAAACUCCUACGAAUGGUACAUACCAAAAGGGAUCCUGAAGCGUAACUGGAUGCCGAAGUACCUGUGGGAAAUUCCAGCAGUUGUGGUCUGCUUUUACGAGUUAGACUGGACGGACCCGAAUUGGACGGAAAAGAAAAUGGAAUGCGCCUCCAGAGUGCAGGCAAUCAGAUCCUCAUUGGAGGGUCGUUCAACUCGAUUGGCAGUUGUUCUGAUCCAGAAGACACCACCGGACUCUGAAGACAGCGUGACAACGGAACGAGCGACUGCCCUCUGCACAGCCUGCGAGCUACCACCGAAGUCUCUGUACAUUCUGCCUCAUGGUGAUCAUCUCCAGGGGUAUACGUCUCGCCUUGAGAAUGCCUUCUACGAUCUCGCUCAAAGCUUCUACCAUCACCACCACAGGACAGUCAAAAGCCACAAGGAUCAACUGAACAAAACAACUCACCAGUAUCUUUUCGUCAGGCACCAGUUCAAGAUUGCUUUUCUUAAUGAACUCAGACAAGAGCCAGCUAUUGCAGUUGAGCAUUAUAAAAAAGCGUACAACACUCUCCUGGACAUCAGGAUGAUGGACACCAACACCUUUGAGAUCAAGACAGUCGGGGCUUUUAUCAAUUAUAAACUGUGCAAGCUGCAGUUUGCCCUGAAUCAGCCAAAAUACGCCAUCUCUCAGUUCCGAGUUCACACAGACAGAUUUCGAUUUCGAACAGGACCUGAAGACCUGAUAUUCGAGCACUACGCAUUCAUGGCGAAUCAGUACUCAACGUUCGCUGAAUUGUUUGACGAUGCGAUACGUCAGGGUCUCUCUGCGGUUCAGACGCAGCACCCGGGUUAUUAUUUUCAGAUAGCAGCGACUCAUGCAGGCGCCAGGCAGACAGCCUCCAAGGAACUCUGUGAGAAUGCCCUAAAGGUCGAGCCAGAUCCACUCGCUGAAGAAGCGAAGAUGGAGUUCUAUGGGCAGAGACCCUGGCGACCGGGAAAGCUGUCCGCAGAAUCUGCUGAUGCCCUCAAAGAGGCCCUCGGGAUUCAGGCCCUCAAAUGGAGGGAGAAGAACGUCGACCACUCGAUGAUUAUCAUUGGACUGCUGGGUAAUGCGAUGUCUCAAUUCAAGAUCUACCAGUGCCCCAGGACUCGACGCUUCCUCGCCGUCCAGAUGGCGGGUGAAUACUACAAUUGCAGGGAUUACGGGAAAGUUCUGACUCUUCUGACUCACAUGCUGUGGGAGUACAGAUCGGAGAAGUGGCCGUUGCUGUUGACCGAUGUUCUGACGAAAGCCAUGAGAGCGGCUUAUCUCAAUGCGAGUGUUCAGGACUACGUAACGCUGAGUGUCGAGGCUCUCGGUCCAGGAACAACGUUUCCAGGUGAUGAGCGUCAGAGAAUAUACAGAAAUCUCCUUGGGAUUUUGAAUCGGCAAGUACCAGAGGCUCAUCCUGGCUUGCCAGAUGAUGGAGUUGCUGAAGCAACCGAGAAGUGGAGUGCAGAGUUGAGUCGGCUUGAUGAUUUUGUCUCGACGAUUGAAGACUCGAACGUCGCGACCUUUCUCCAGGUUAAGGGUUCCUUCACAGCACCUAGAUUCAGUGCUAGAGGAGAAGUCGAGAUUGAAGUCGCUGUGAAGAACUUGUUUGAGGAGUGCGUCGAGUUUUCCAAGAUAUCCGUUGGGAUCUCGGGUCUUGGAGUCAGCACUGAGGUACCUGUUGAUGCAGAUGGUGAUCGGGGGUUCAAGUUUGAUGGAGGGGAGAUGCGGAGGUUCAGGUGUGAGUUUGCUAGUCCUCAGGUACCUGAUGGAAUGGAGAUUCAGGUGAAGGCUGUGUCGCUGGUGUUGGGGGAUGACAAGCGACGAGUUGUUUUGAAGUUUCCUGGUGAUCCUGGGGGGCUGGAGGGGCUGGGGAGUAAGGGGAGCUUCGAGGGAAUCAGAACCAUUGGCACUGCGGUGAUCAGACAGGAUGAGGCACCUCUCGCUGUUGAUAUCACAUCGAGAACUCCUGCGCUGUUGAGUGAGUGGCUGCCCGUCAAAUUUCAGGUGACGACGAAGGAGCCCGUCUUCAAGCUCUCCGUCGAGAUCAAACAGAAUUACCAGGAUCACACCUCUGAUUCGGCAGCUGAGUUGAGUGCAACCAUGAGUAGCAAGGAGAGUUCAGUGGCUUUUGAGGUCGAGGCUGUUGCUGUCGGAGAGGUUAUUCAGAGAACUGUUUAUGUGAGGUCUCAUCAGGUCGGUAUUCGCAACUUCCUCGUGAGACUGGAAUUCCUUGGGGAUGAUCAGAUGAAACGAGUGAAGGAGGAGACUCACGUUGUGGAGAUUGUCAAACCUUUUGACGUUGGCACUCAAUUUUACAGCAGAUUGUUCGAGCCUCUGACGAAGGCCUUCGUUGAUGAGGGGUUCGUUGUCAUGCCGAAUAUCGAAUGCACCUCUCCGUGGCCACUCAGGAUUAUAGAGACUUCCGUGGAGCUCGGGCACGCCCUGAGAGAGCAGCCAGGACCUUCCGGACUCCUCAAUGGUCUGACCAUCGUCGAGGGUGAAUCCGCUACGGACGCCUUCUGCGUUGUCCCAAGGACAUCCUCAGGGCAACCAACAUCCACCGGUGUUUACACAAUUAGGUGGAGGCGGGAUGAUGGUGAGGGGAUUGAAACGAGCACCAGUGUCACCCUGGCCCCGCUUUGGGUGGAGGAAGGGCCCGUGGGGAUCGAGGCGAAAAUCCCAGCUCAGGGCUGGGUCAGGACUCCUAUGUGUGUCAGCUACUACCUCAAGAAUCGAUCUGAUUAUUUGAUCACUCUCAAGAUGACGAUGGAGGCCAGCGAUGCUUUCAUGUUUGCUGGACAGAAACAGGUGGACAUCUACCUCAGACCACAGAAGGAGAGGAAAGUCGAGUGGAUCCUCAGGCCCUUGGUCGCCGGUUUUGUCGCCCUCCCCACCCUCAAUCUCAGCGUUCCUCAAGAAGAGGAGCACAAAAUCAGCAGGGGUAAACUGGCAGAAGUCCUGGAGAGAUCUCUUCCCACUCACGUUUAUAUCAUGCCAAAAUCGUUGACAUCAGAGGAACUGUUGGGAUAAACAAAUUUAUCCGGUAUUUUGUUAAUUCUACAAGAUGCAAUCGAUAUAAUUAUUGCGAAUAAAGUAUUAAAGUUAUAAAUUA
This is a messenger RNA of Fopius arisanus, 3546 nucleotides long. RefSeq names its product trafficking protein particle complex subunit 11 gry (gene gry). Gene Ontology annotation, cellular component: cytoplasm. Lineage: Eukaryota; Metazoa; Arthropoda; Insecta; Hymenoptera; Braconidae. The record is from RefSeq and is a predicted model, not a curated record. Bases 231 to 3464 code for a protein of 1077 amino acids. The transcript has 6 exons.